This is a messenger RNA of Chionomys nivalis (European snow vole), 9462 nucleotides long. RefSeq names its product cell migration inducing hyaluronidase 1 (gene Cemip). The transcript has 30 exons. Lineage: Eukaryota; Metazoa; Chordata; Mammalia; Rodentia; Cricetidae. Bases 126 to 4280 code for a protein of 1384 amino acids. The record is from RefSeq and is a predicted model, not a curated record.
CCCGGCGGCGGCUCUCGGUUUUGGGUCUGCGGCUCCCCCAGCGGCCGCCAGAGCCCGCCCGGGUCCGGCCCCGCAGGCCGCCCACCUCGGGGCUCGACGCGUGGGAUCAGAUACCAGACUCCGGGAUGCUGCACUCCAGGUCCCCGAGGCGUGGCACUGUCUCGGUCAUCAGCCGUAGGGAGCAUGCUGUCAGACUGAAGGCUGCUGGGAGGCACCAUGUCUCCCUUAAGGUCGUGCUGGCCAUGAACUGGCUCCUCCUAGUCGACUUCUCGGGGGCCACAUUGGCAGGGGCAGUUGAAUGUCCUGACCAGAACCCUGACCUGCAGCCUUGGAGCCCUGGCCAUGACCGAGACCAUCACGUACACAUCGGUCAGGGCAGGAGUCUACUGCUCACCUCCUCUGCUACCGUCCAUUCCAUCACCAUCUCACAGGGAGGCAAACUUGUCAUUAAAGACCACCAUGAGCACAUCGAGCUGCGUGCCCGGCACAUUCUGAUCGAGGACGGCGGAGAGCUACAUGCUGGGAGUGCCCUCUGCCCUUUCGAGGGCAAUUUCAGUAUUGUGCUGUAUGGAAGGGCUGAUGAAGGCAUCGAGCCAGACCCUUACUAUGGCCUGAAGUACAUCGGAGUGGGCAGAGGAGGCACUCUUGAGUUGCACGGACAGAAAAAACUCUCCUGGACGUUUCUCAACAAGACCCUUCGUCCUGGAGGCAUGCAGGAGGGAGGAUAUUUUUUUGAAAGGAGCUGGGGUCACCGUGGAGUCAUUGUUCAUGUCAUUGACCCCAAAUCAGGCACAGUCAUCCAUUCUGACAGGUUUGACACCUACAGAUCCAAGAAGGAGAGCGAACGUCUGGUCCAGUAUUUGAAUGUGGUGCCUGACGGCAGGAUCCUUUCUGUCGCAGUGAAUGAUGAAGGCUCAAGGAACCUGGAUGACACAGCCAGGAAGGCAAUGACCAAACUGGGCAGCAAGCACUUCCUACAUCUUGGAUUUAGACACCCUUGGAGCUUCAUCACUGUGAAGGGCAAGCCCUCCUCUUCAGUUGAAGACCACAUCGAAUACCAAGGUCACAAAGGCUCGGCUGCUGCCCGGGUUUUCAAACUCUUCCAGACAGAGCAUGGUGAACAUUUCAAUGUUUCUUCAACCAGCGAAUGGGUUCAAGACGUGGAAUGGACGGAGUGGUUCAACCAUGAUAAGGUACCUCAGAGCAAAGGUGGGGAGAAAAUUUCAGAUCUCCGAGCGGCUUACCCAGGAAAAAUCUGCAAUCGACCCAUUGACAUACAGGCCACAACAAUGGACGGAGUUGCCCUCAACACUGAAGUUGUCUACAAAAAUGGCCAAGAUUACAGGUUUGCUUGCUACACCCGGGGCCGAGCCUGCCGCAACUACCGAGUACGAUUCCUAUGUGGGAAACCUGUGAGGCCCAAGCUCACGGUCAGCAUCGACACCAACGUAAACAGUACCAUCCUGAACCUGGUGGACAAUGUGCAGUCCUGGAGGCCUGGAGACACCCUGGUCGUUGCCAGCACUGACUACUCCAUGUACCAGGCGGAAGAGUUCCAGGUUCUCACCUGCAAAGCCUGUGCCUCUACACAGGUCAGAGUGGCAGGGAAGCCACAGUACCUACACAUUGGGGAGGAGAUUGACGGUGUGGACAUGCGGGCUGAGGUUGGGCUCCUGACUCGGAACAUCGUGGUGAUGGGAGAGAUGGAGGACCAAUGCUACCCCUACAGCAGCCACAUCUGUGACUUCUUUGACUUCGAUACCUUCGGGGGUCACAUCAAGUUUGCCCUGGGGUUUAAAGCCGCUCACUUGGAGGGCGUGGAGCUAAAGUACAUGGGGCAGCAGCUGGUGGGCCAGUACCCAAUUCACUUCCACCUGGCUGGCGACCUGGAUGAGCGGGGAGGCUAUGACCCACCUACGUACAUCAGGGACCUCUCCAUUCACCACACCUUCUCCCGCUGCGUCACUGUCCACGGCUCCAAUGGCCUGUUGAUCAAGGAUGUGGUGGGCUAUAAUUCCUUGGGCCACUGCUUCUUCACUGAAGAUGGGCCAGAGGAACGCAACACUUUUGACCACUGCCUCGGCCUCCUUGUUAAGUCGGGGACCCUCCUCCCAUCAGAUCGGGACAGCAGGAUGUGCAAAGUGAUCACGGAGGACUCGUACCCAGGGUACAUUCCUAAGCCCAGGCAGGACUGCAACGCUGUGUCCACCUUCUGGAUGGCAAAUCCCAACAACAACCUCAUUAACUGUGCAGCUGCGGGGUCUGAGGAAACGGGAUUUUGGUUCAUUUUUCACCAUGUGCCAACGGGCCCCUCUGUGGGAAUGUAUUCCCCAGGUUAUUCCGAGCACAUUCCACUGGGAAAAUUCCACAACAACCGAGCACAUUCUAACUACCGGGCUGGCAUGAUCAUAGACAAUGGAGUCAAGACGACGGAGGCCUCAGCUAAGGACAAGCGGCCCUUCCUCUCCAUCAUCUCUGCCAGGUACAGCCCUCACCAGGACGCAGACCCCCUGAAGCCCCGGGAGCCGGCCAUCAUCCGCCACUUCACCGCCUACAAGAACCAGGAUCACGGAGCCUGGCUGCGGGGUGGGGACGUGUGGCUGGACAGCUGCCGGUUUGCUGAUAAUGGCAUUGGCCUGACCCUGGCCAGUGGUGGAACCUUCCCAUACGAUGAUGGCUCCAAGCAGGAGAUAAAGAACAGCUUGUUUGUUGGCGAGAGUGGCAACGUGGGCACAGAAAUGAUGGACAACAGGAUCUGGGGCCCAGGUGGCUUGGACCACAGUGGAAGGACCCUCCCCAUAGGCCAGAAUUUUCCGAUUCGAGGGAUUCAGUUCUACGAUGGUCCCAUCAACAUCCAAAACUGUACCUUCCGCAAGUUUGCGGCCCUCGAGGGCCGGCACACCAGCGCCUUGGCCUUCCGCCUAAACAACGCCUGGCAAAGCUGCCCCCACAACAAUGUCACCAACAUUGCCUUUGAGGAUGUCCCGAUUACUUCCAGAGUGUUCUUCGGAGAGCCUGGGCCCUGGUUCAACCAGCUGGACAUGGACGGGGACAAGACAUCUGUGUUCCACGAUGUGGAUGGCUCCGUAUCCGAGUACCCUGGCUCCUACCUCACUAAGGAUGACAAUUGGUUGGUUCGGCACCCAGACUGCAUCAACGUCCCAGACUGGAGAGGGGCCAUCUGCAGUGGGCGCUAUGCACAGAUGUACAUCCAGGCCUACAAGAGCAGCAACCUGCGCAUGAAGAUCAUCAAGAAUGACUUCCCUAGCCACCCCCUCUACCUGGAGGGAGCCCUCACCAGGAGCACCCACUACCAGCAGUACCAGCCCGUCGUCACCCUGCAGAAGGGCUACACCAUCCACUGGGAUCAGACAGCCCCAGCUGAGCUUGCCAUCUGGCUCAUCAAUUUCAACAAGGGCGACUGGAUCCGAGUGGGGCUCUGCUACCCAAAGGGCACCACGUUUUCCAUCCUUUCAGACGUUCACAAUCGCCUGCUGAAGCAAACGUCCAAGACCGGGACCUUCGUGAGGACCCUGCAGAUGGACAAGGUGGAGCAGAGCUAUCCCGGCAGGAGCCACUACUACUGGGAUGAGGAUUCUGGGUUGCUCUUCCUGAAGCUAAAAGCCCAGAAUGAAAGAGAGAAGUUUGCCUUCUGCUCCAUGAAGGGCUGUGAGCGAGUCAAGAUCAAAGCCCUCUUCCCAAGGAAUGCGGGCAUCAGCGACUGCACAGCCACCGCUUACCCCAGGUUCACCGAGAAGGCCGUGGUGGAUGUGCCAAUGCCCAAGAAGCUCGUUGGAGCUCAGCUGAAGACAAAGGACCACUUCCUGGAAGUCAAGAUGGAAAGUUCCAGGCAGCACUACUUCCACCUUCGGAACGACUUCGCGUACAUCGAAGUGGAUGGCAGGAAGUACCAUUGCUCAGAAGAUGGGAUCCAGGUAGUGGUGAUUGACGGGAACCGAGGUCAUGUGGUGAGCCAUGGGAGCUUCAGAAGUGCCAUCCUGCAGGGUAUACCCUGGCAGCUCUUCAACUAUGUGGCAGCUAUCCCUGACAAUUCCAUAGUUCUUAUGGCAUCCAAGGGCAAAUACGUCACCAGAGGCCACUGGACCAGAGUGCUGGAAAAGCUUGGGGCAGACAAAGGUCUCAAGUUGAAAGAAAAAAUGGCAUUUGUCGGCUUCAAAGGUAGCUUCCGACCCACCUGGGUGACUCUGGAGACUGACGAACACAAGGCCAAAAUCUUCCAAGUGGUGCCCAUCCCCGUGGUGAGGAAAAAGAAGUUAUAAGGACAGCUGCCACUUGUCAACACCCCAGGCUGGACCCCUACGGCGGCCAGGGACAGGAUGGCUGCGUCCCCUGGUUGUCAGCCCCACUCGGCUAAGGCACAGAUAUCAAAGACCUCGGUGCUGCCACCUGCCCCUAACUCAAGUCUACCUGCGGCAACCCGGGCAGUGUUGGCUGAUGCUGCGACCUCCUCUUGGGUGCUUCUCUCCUGUCUGUGCCUCAUCAGGAGAGGCUCGGGGACCAUACAAAGAGACUUGGGUUGUGCUGGCAGCAAACAGCCACUGGGGCAGGAAUCUGACCCCAGAUAGGAAGGGGUCCAGAUGAUGGGACCACUCACAGAUUUCCACAGCCACUUGUAGACACAUUAAGUGGCAGAUGGAGGGAAGGCCAUCUUUACUCCUGUAAGCGUGGAUAAGUCUUCUUAGGGUUAGGAGCUGGCGUGCAGACAGAGCUGGCCAGAGUGGCAGACUGUGCUGGGGAGGAGAUGGAGUCCUCUGUUUGGAGAGGCUCCCUUUUCAAAAGACUUCAGCUGGUACAUUGCAGUGGGACUAGGCGGCUCGUGGUGGCCCUUCCUGGGAUUGCAGAACUCGACAGUGUUUUGCUCUGUGUCUCGAGAUCAGCAGUAGAAGUCAUCAUUGUAGCUGACAUCUCUGCUAUGAGUGCCCUUGAAACAGGAUGGAGAGGUGAGAGCUCACACUGGGGGUGGGGGGGGUUGGGCUCAGCAGGUGACAGGCAGCCAGGUCUUUGUACACUCUGAUACCAGGAUGAGAAUCCAGAAAGAAAGUGAUGCGGUUGACAAGUGGUAGAUCAGAGGAGGGGAAGUUCACACUACCCAGGAACAUGGGGGGAGGCUCCUUCUGGGUGCCAUGGUGCUGGCAGGAAGGAAGGACAGAGAUGGUAGAGAGAGAUGAGGUGGCCUCUGUCGUGGUUCAGAGGUGGAAGGCUUUCCCGCCGCUGCCUGUAGCCUCUGUGUCACGGCAGGUUACCGUGCCUUCCACGGCUGACCCACUUAUGAUAGAGAAGCAGGGUCAGCAGAGAGAAAAGAGCUGAGCUGCGGUGCGCAGAACCUAGUUCAGUGUUCUCCAGCCAGCCCCCUCUGACUCCGAGAGAGGGCAGAGAGUUCACAGACCUGAGCCUCUACAAUGGGCCUCCAGAGUCUACUCUCCUCCAAGAGCAGAGUAGAUGACUCCAGGAUAUCUGAGCAUGCUCACACCACGGUGAACCUAGGGUGUCAGAGAUCUCCAGAGAGGGCCUUGGGGACUCCUCGAGGACAGCCUAGUCCAGAGCUUUGCGCCUACAUCUGAGGAGAAUAAGACCCGAGAUGGGGAAGAAUCACAAGACCAGAUCCAUGAACCCCGAUCUCAGUAUACACUGCCACAUCAUGGCGCCUCAGCAGCUAGUCUGGGGUGUCCAGUGCUAAAGUAGCUGCUGGAAAGGGGCGUGUCCCAUGCAGCGGGAGAAGAGGCCAGAAUAGAAUGAUCUUUGUAAAGGGCUUUUUCAUCUUGCUCCUCAGUGCACACUGCCUGCUCUCCUACAGGCAGUAAUCCUGCCAUCUUCUCUUUCUUCAGACUGCCUGCCUCCCUUGGGCAUGGGCUGCUCAUGACUGUGGAACCCUCUUGGUGCUAUCGUAUUCCACAGUGGUGCUGGAAAGCCCAGUGGCUAUCGUCUGGUUAUGCCAAUGCUCUUCUGGUGGGCCAAAUUGGCUUUUCACGGGGAUCUGAGAGUAGUUGGUUCUGGCCCAGGGUCUCUCAGCUAGUGUGCACCCCAUCUAAGCAAAUAGCUCGGAGGAGCAGAAACUAUCCAUGUUUGAUGCUCUUCUGGGGUAUCAGGUGUUCCCUGGGGUUCAUGAAUGGCAUGGGUCCCCUUUCCUUCCCAACCACAAAUUCUUUCAAAGACUUUCUUGGUCCUCUUUGCCCAGCGGUGCCAAGGAGCCUUAGUCCCAGAGCCCACUCCCCAGGCUGAGCCAAAUCCCAGAGGGUCUUUCCCACUGAAGGGACCCAGCGUCUUAAGACAGGGUUGCUUCAGUGGCCAACAUCAGAGGAAAGACCUCUUCUGGGGAGAUGCGUGGGAGCGGGGAAGGGUAUAAAAGUGACCUCAUCUUUUUCUUGUUGAAGCUUCAUUGAAUUUUCAAUGCGAGGGGCUCACAUUGUGAGCCACUUAAAAUGCGAUCAGUUUCCAGUGGCCGUGAAUGUUGAAUGUCUUUGGCUCGGUUCAUUUCAGCAAAUACCUUUUGGAAAGUUCUCCAGGUUUGUACAUAUGUUGAACAGUGCGGGGUUCUGUACAGAAAGGGUUCUUUCCUAAACCAUCCACCAAGAGUCCCUGUCCAGGCAUUUUCUUGGUAGUACAAAUGUCUUUCUUGCUUAGAAAGUUGCUUUGUCGCUUCUGUUCAUCAGCAUUGCCACUGAUUUGGGGGCCUUUGAUUGAAAGGCUCCUGAAGGGCUCAUCUUCUUUCUGUUGUCUCGGAAACUGGGUGUACAGCAUGUUUUGUAUGUAAAUGUUUCUUGUACGUGCCACCGUGAACAAAGGUCUAUUUUCUAUUUAUUUAUUAUAUAUGUACUUCAAGAAGUCACUGUCAGAGGAGUGAAGAAUCAUAAGUAUUCUGUCAGAGGAUGUCCUUUGGAGCACUGGGAAGGGGUGUGCCCAGAGCUGAGGACAUCAGUUCUGGUUUGGAAAAAUUCUGCUGUACCAUAUGAAACAUACAAAAAAAUGUCAUUGUCUUGUCUGCUUGGUUCAUUUCAUGGGACAGUGAGUCUCAUGUUAAACCAUUUGUCUGUGGAAAAUAAGAUGGAAAUCACCCAAGUCUGCCCCACUUACUUCCUGGUCUUGUUCCCAAGAGCCAUUUGUGUAUCAGAAUUCCACCUCGCUCACAUCCCACAGGAGCACUGGGAAGAGCAGAUGGGAGGAUGCGCUGGCAGAGAAGACGCCAUUUAUGUGAUCAGGCAAAGACUCUUGCCUUAUCCCCGUCUCCCUAAGCCACCAGGAUGCUCUCAAUUCUUCCCCUCCUACUGGGGAAUCUGGGGGAGGCAUCACACUGUUGAUGUGGGAGUCUGUUUUGUGUUGAAUUUAUUGGUUAAAUAAAGAAACUGCCUUAGCCCUUUAAUAGGACAUAAAAUUAGGUAGGUGGAGUAGACAGAACAGAAUGCUGGGAGAAAGAAGCCGAGUCAAGCAGUCGCCAUCAUCCUCCCACCCGACACAGACGCAGGUUAGGAUCUUCCCGGUAAGCUACCACCUCGUGGUGGUACACAGAUUAUUAGAAAUGAGUUAAUCUAGAUGUGAGAGCUAGCCAGUAAGAGGCUAGAGCUAAUGGGCCAAACAGUGUUUAAAAGAAUACAGUUUCCAUGUAAUUAUUUCGGGCAUAAGCUAGCCAUGCGGGAGCCGGGGCGGCUGGAACGCAGCCCACCGCUCUUCUUACUACACACUGUGGAGCCAAAAGACCAACUGUCCUUCCUCUCAGGUUCUGACCAGAGGACAAACUGCACAUCUGAGAGGGGCGUGGGCACAGAGGUGGAGAAACAAGGCCAACUUGAACCCCAGACAAGGGUUAGGGAUAGGUGGAAUGGGCUUCGGAGGGGAGUGAGGAGGCACACUGAGCAGAGACGGUCUGGACCACUUGUGGAUACUGACAUUUAAGAACAAUGUAAAAUAUAGUUCCUUAUCAGUACUGGUCACACUGCAGAUUCUCCACAGCUGGAAGAAUCUAGUGAAUGUCAUUGGUGACUGUGUGAAUAUAAAGCAUGUCCACCACCAUGGAAAGGUCUUUUCUUGAUACUGUCCAGAAUGCUGCUUAGACUUACACAUUGGCAUUUUAAAAAAGAACAUCUGUGCCCUUGUGUGAGCAAGAGUGUGGAUGUGGAUGUACACAAUCCACUUAAAGGAGCUGGUUCCAGGUUAGUGGUGCUAAGCUGUCCGUAAAUAGUUAUUAUAUGAGCCAUCGCUGAAUACACUGUGUAAUCAAUACAGUGAAUGCAUGACCCAAGCCUUCAGGAAAUGUCAUUGAGUAUGACAGCUCAAGUCUAUAAUCCCAGCACUGGGGAGGAUGAAGCCAGAGACUGGAGAGCAGCAGAAAAGAAUGUACUACUGACUGCUUACUUAGUGCCUCUACAGUUCCUCCUGGUGGGUUCCUGGGGACUGUGUCAGGAGCAACAAAAUGUCCCCUGGGUCUACUCUCAUCAAGUAUUGUUUCUUUAAAACUUUGGAUCCUCCUGGGAGUUGCAAGGUCCUAUAGAACCCAGUGGGUAAAAGUACUUGCCUGGUGUCCUCAGUUUCAUCCCCAAAACCCAUGUACUGUCACACAAACACUAAUAAAUAUAAUUUAUUUUUUUAAAGACCUAGUCUCAAGGAAAGACAGGAGAGGGAGGAGAACAGGGGAGCAGGGGAGAAACUUUAGCAUUGGGAAGCAAUCGCGUUUGAACUCUUGUCCUAUGUCAGACACCAUGCCCCAAAAGCAACAGGAAACAGUAAAAUAUGCCAGGGCAUUCCCAGGGAGGGGUGUAGCAGGAUUCUUUAAGUAGGGAGGAAUUUUAACGUCAGUUAGAAUCACCACGAAGGCCAAUAGGCUGGGCAGAGAUAUCAGAGUUCACCUCAGAGUCAGGUAGGAUAAGAAAGGGACCUUUACAGUCCAGCCAGGGGUAGUGACCAGAGUUUGAAGACUUGAGGACAUCCGAGCAUAAAACGUGCUACCUUGCAAGAGGGCUGGUAGGAAGCGGGGCAGGGCCAGACAAAGGGUGAUGAGAUGAUGGGCGGGGGUGUCCCCUCCCCGCCUCAGUUUAGCAGGGGAUUCACUGUAGGAGUGUGGCAGCCUUUCCUGUAUCAAACAGUGGCUGAGAGAGAAGCACAUGGAAGUCAUGAGAGACUUCCACAGCAAAAUGUCAAAUUUGCAGGUGCUUUGGAAAUUACUGGAGCUUUGCGAAUGAAGCAUAUUAUAACUCUAGUAAGUAGUUUUAUAUUGUUUGGCUUAUUGAGAAGAUAAGAUGAAAUACAUUUUCAUUUUUCAGAUCUAUACACUUUUUUUCUUUUUCAACUUACGCUGUCAUAUACAAGUAAGGGCCAAAUCAGUAACAGAGACCCCUGAAUGAACUGUCAGGAGGCCUUUGACAGGCGAUUACCACUGUCAAUUGGAUCCAAAGCAAAAGAAGCCACAUGUGACUAGAACGGACCCUGAAGACCUUUGGUUGCUUCUGAUAC